This is a messenger RNA of Microplitis mediator, 1093 nucleotides long. RefSeq lists its product as uncharacterized. The transcript is spliced from 5 exons. The record is from RefSeq and is a predicted model, not a curated record. The coding region runs from base 169 to 942 and encodes 257 amino acids. Lineage: Eukaryota; Metazoa; Arthropoda; Insecta; Hymenoptera; Braconidae.
CAUUUAGAGAUUAAGCAUCGGGGAUUAAGCUGAAUUCUUUUACUUAUUUUUCGAGUAUGAAAAUUAUUCGACUGUGUGUCUUCCAAGUGAGCGGUUGUAGAAUAAAAGUAACUCCAUAAAAUAUAAAUUUGGAUUGAUCAGCAUUUCUAUUAAUUUUUUUAUAAAACAAUGACUAUAUAUGUGUUCAUAAAAUUUGUUGUCGACGGCGAAUGUAAGUGGGAAGCAAUUCCUGAACAAUGGACUGAUUUUCAUAACAAUACAUUUUAUUGGCCUACAUGUGGAAAAGUUACGGUGCAUCUGGCUCAAGAGGCAACACAAUCAAUUGUUGAUCAUUUUUAUUCUCAGAUGAAUACUGAUAAGAAAUGUAAAUGGGAGAGAACUGAAAUUAAAAGCCAUUCUCAACGUUUUUUUGCUGAAUAUAACGAUCUAAUUCGAAUUCGGAAUACAUUAAACAUGCUUAAUUUAGGAAAAGUUAAAAAUAAUUCGGAGCUAUUAGUUGCGCUUAGAGCAGAGUUUGAUAAACUAGAAGAAGAAGGCAAGUCAAUAAUAAAAGAACUAAACUGGUGUUACGAUACCACUUAUCCAAGACUAAGAAAUACGUUACCGAUCAAGACUUGGCAAAAAUUUUUAGAGUUUGAUAAUGAAUUGAAAAAUACUUGUUGGGAUAAUAUGUCAUUCGAUAAUCUAAUGAAAACAUUAACAAUUGACGAAGACCAUUUAAAGGAAAGUAUUACCAAAAUAUUAUUCGCUGUCUUUUCAUGUGACCUAGACUAUAAUAACCAGGAAAAAAAAUAUAAAGAAGAAUUUACCCAAUCAAGGUUAUUCGAGAAGCUUAAGCAACAUAUAAAUACACUCGAUCCAAAUUUUAAAACUGAAAAGACUAUCACUGAUGUAUUUGAAUCAAGGGUAUUAGUGAAGAAACGAAUUUAUUCUGCAUUGUAAGAAAUGCAGUGUUACUUGACUUUUUCAAAAAUAAUUGUAAAGAAAACGAUAACUUAAGGAUUUAAUUUGUAACAUUUUUUAUAAAUAUUCGUAUCAAUAAAUUUUUAUACAUUUCUGAGGUCUCCAACAGGCGUGAGUCAUUAAGUAUUUA